Molecule: messenger RNA, 1058 nt
Organism: Staurois parvus
Lineage: Eukaryota; Metazoa; Chordata; Amphibia; Anura; Ranidae
Source: the annotation of a GenBank genome assembly
UGGGCGGAGUCAGCAUAUGUUGCUAUGCGAGCGGGGCUGCCGGGCGGAAUAAGAUGGCGGCGCUGGAGCCGGAGAGCCGGGAAAGAGGGUCCCGAUUCACCCAUUGUGACCGCAUCAGGAGAGGGGAACACCGGCCUGUGGAGAAGGAGGGGAGGUCCGGCCCGGGAGCACUGCCCAGGGGUGAACAAUAAGCCCUACGUGUGUGAGAGCGGCCAUUGCUGCGGGGAGACUGGCUGCUGCACCUACUACUACUACGACCUCACAAGCUGUGGUGGUUUUGGCUCCUCUGGACGGUUCUGAUUCUCCUCAGUUGUUGCUGUGCCUAUCGCCAUCGCCGCGCCAAACUGCGCCUGCAGCACCAACAAAGACAGCGCGAGAUAAACCUGAUCGCCUACCACCGUGCCUGCCAUUACCCUCCGUCCAUGCUUGAUCUACGGGCGCUGUCAUCAUUCAAACUUCCAGCCUAUGAGGAAGUGGCAUACCGGCCCACCACCCCGCCUCCUCCAUACAGCUCCAUCCUCACCCAGCUGGGUCUGCCCUCCUCAUCGCCUCCUCCACCCCCACCCUCUGACCCACCCUCGCUCACCCCCAGCUCCGAGCACACCAGCAGCUGCUCCUGCACUUCUGGCUGUAUGCUGUCCGGCAGCAGCUCCUUCUCCGUCCAAGUGACUGACGAGACGAGGACCAGCCUGGGCAGCUCGGCUAGUGAAGGGGGGAGCUGGGAGGCCAGUCCCGAGGAGGAGGGGGCUUGUGGCAGGGAACGAGGCCUUCACAAGCAGACAGCCUUCUCCUCCUCCGUGGAUUUCUUUGAUGGUCACCACUGCUGGGAUAUUGAAGAGGUGGAUGAAGAGGAUGAGGAAGAACAUUACAGACAGAGGAGGCUGACCGGGGACUCAGGAAUAGAAGUGUGCCUCUGCCAGGUGACGGGAGAGGAGGAGGACGGGGAAGAUACAAGUCAAAUCCACGAUAACCCUGACUGUGCCCAGAGGAGCCAAUCGCAAGAAUCGACCGCAGAGAAAGCAGACGCAGAGUCAGAUUCCCGGGUCCAGGCAGUGUGA